AAAACCCCAGCUCCGGUUCAGCCUCUGUCACACCAGGACAAUGUAUGCCAACGCGGUGCUAUUGUGGACUGUGCUGCUGGCUUCUCUGCACAGCUCAGUGAGUCACAGUCCAGGGCUGAACUUGGGAGAAGACUAUGAGAUUGUCCGACCGGUCAGACUUCAUACGGUCCACAAGAGAGAAGCAGAGUCCCACAGACCCCAGACGGUUAAAUACUCUCUGAUUGUGAGAGGACAACCACUGCAGAUGCACCUGGAGAAGAACCUUGAAUUACUCACCAAAGACUACAGCGAGACUCACUACCUCAAAGACGGCACCCGUGUCACCACUGCUCCAGACCAGAUUGAUCACUGCUAUUACCAAGGAAAGAUUGUGGGUGACAGCGGGUCAGCAGCAAGUAUCAGCACAUGUGACGGACUCAGAGGGUACUUUCGGACAUCAGAGCAGAGGUUCCUGAUAGAGCCUUUGACCUCUGACCCUGAAGGGGCUCAUGCAGUAGCCCCUUUCACUGAAGAAGAGCAGUCCACUCCAGCCGUGUGUGGAGUCACCAACACCACAUGGGACGACGACUACGAACCGCCGACCAGCCGCAGCCGUUCCAGAUCAGGUGGUAUCUCCAUUGUGCAGCAGCAGAAAUACUUAGAACUUUAUCUGGUGGCUGAUAACAGACUGUACAUAAAAAUGAAGCAAGACCAGGUGGAACUGAGAAAGAGGAUGUUUGAAGUCGUCAACUUUGUCAACAUGGCAUACAAACCUCUGCGGACCUUCGUGGCUCUGGUGGGGCUGGAGAUCUGGUCCAGGAGAGACCUGAUAACAGUCUCUCCUCCAGCUGGAGCAAACCUGGACGCCUUCAUGAAGUGGAGGAACUCAGAGCUGGUCAAUAUGAAGAAGCACGACAACGCACACCUCAUCAGUGGAAUAGACUUUGAAGGGUCCACUGUUGGAUUGGCCUUCAUUGGAACACUUUGCUCAGGACACUCAGUCGGAGUGGUACAGGACCACAGUGACCGGGCGAUAGCAGUGGGGGCAACUCUGGCUCAUGAGAUGGGGCACAAUCUGGGCAUGAACCAUGAUGACUCCAGCUCCUGUGUGUGCCAAGGGGACAGCUGCAUCAUGGCCGCUUCACUCAGUUGGAACGUCCCUCGGAGCUUCAGCAGCUGCAGUGGGACUCACUAUGAGAAGUACCUGCUGAACCGGAGUCCCAGCUGCCUCCUGGAUAAACCACACUUCAAAACUCUGGAGUCGCCCCCUGUCUGUGGGAAUGGUUUUGUGGAGGUCGGAGAGCAAUGUGACUGCGGCACUAUAGAGGAGUGCACCAACCGCUGCUGUAACGCCUCCACCUGUGCCUUCAGUGAGGGCUCUCAGUGUGCAGAGGGAGAGUGCUGUGAGGACUGCAAGAUCUUGGGCCGUUCUCACGAGUGCCGGCACAAGCAGGAUGAAUGUGACCUGGCUGAAUACUGUGAUGGUGUGACCGCGCUCUGUCCAGAGGAUGUGUUCAACGUAAACGGUGUGCCCUGUGACAAUGGAAAAGGAUUCUGCUACAAUGGACAUUGUCCCCAGAGAAGCAGCCAGUGCAACAAGAUGUACGGGCCAGGGGCCAUAGAGGCACGCUCUGGCUGCUUCGACCAGAACACCAGAGGAACCUACUACGCCUUCUGCAGACGACCAGCUUCUGACCAGUACAUCCCCUGCCAGAAACAGGACAUUUACUGUGGAAAACUGUUUUGUCAUUACGGGAGUGAUAGUCCGAACUAUGGGCGGAUGGUGCGAGUUGGAGACUGUAAAGCCACUUUCUACGAUGACUUCACAAAAGACUACGGACAGGUGGAAACCGGGACCAUGUGUGGAGAUGGGAUGGUGUGCAGUCGGAAUGAGUGUGUGGACUUGGAAACAGCCUACAGGAACAUCAACUGUUCUGCCAAAUGUCCGGGACAUGCGGUGUGCAACCACAAAAAUCAGUGUCAGUGUAAACCUGGGUGGAUGCCUCCCCAUUGCGACACACAGGACGGAGAAUUCACAGCCAUGUCCACAGGGGUGAUAGUGGGCAUCUGUGUGGCGGUCCUUCUGGUGCUUCUUGGGAUCGUCGCAGGAGUCGUGGCUGUUAUGUGGAAAAAACGCCAGGGUCCAGUGUUACCGACCACUCAAACCCAGAGGAAGCCAUACCUCACUCAGAAACCAGUGCAGCCAUCGCCAGCUUUGCCUGCUAAACCGAAGCCCAGAGGUGCGCCCCCUCCACCGCCCCCUGCUGGAAUCAGGACCAAACCGCAGCAGAACUACACAGCUGUCAGACAGGCUUUAAGACCAGUCCCCCCGCCUAAAGUCUGACACCAUCACCAACUGCACCACAAUGGACUGUUACUUUGCCAUUUGAAUGGACUCUUAUAUUUAUAUUUGUACCAAAAAUCUACUGUUGUUUUUUUUUGUUUUUGUUUUUUUAUUAUGAGCCUUUGCUACAUGAAAUAUUGCACAUUGUCUAACACUGUAAUGUUUAAAAAAGACUGAAAUGAUCGAUAUUAAUGUGUUAUAAAAAUGUAGAAA
Messenger RNA from Periophthalmus magnuspinnatus, 2536 nucleotides. Its product is annotated as zinc metalloproteinase-disintegrin-like batroxstatin-1. Gene Ontology annotation, molecular function: metalloendopeptidase activity. Lineage: Eukaryota; Metazoa; Chordata; Actinopteri; Gobiiformes; Gobiidae. The record is from RefSeq and is a predicted model, not a curated record. Gene Ontology annotation, biological process: proteolysis. The coding region runs from base 41 to 2323 and encodes 760 amino acids. The transcript is spliced from 22 exons. Gene Ontology annotation, cellular component: plasma membrane.